This is a messenger RNA of Oncorhynchus keta (chum salmon), 2990 nucleotides long. RefSeq names its product E3 ubiquitin-protein ligase RNF220-like. Bases 475 to 2199 code for a protein of 574 amino acids. NCBI's taxonomy places the organism in Eukaryota, Metazoa, Chordata, Actinopteri, Salmoniformes, Salmonidae. The transcript is spliced from 16 exons. Gene Ontology annotation, biological process: protein ubiquitination. The record is from RefSeq and is a predicted model, not a curated record. Gene Ontology annotation, molecular function: ubiquitin protein ligase activity; metal ion binding.
CGGGAGAGUGAUUCGGAGGAGAGAGAUAGGCUAGGGUGGGAGAGGAAGAGGGAAUCGUCAUUCGAAGCGCGGAAAGCCUCUGAGCAGCAGCAGCAGCCGCAGCCCGGUGAGCUUCGCCUCGUCCUCACGUUGUGCCACUUCUUAUCUUACAAUUCUAACCCGUCUGUUAAUGUGAAAAAAAAAAUACUGUAGCCAAGCUUACAUUUCACUGCAGAUAUACUUGGAAAUAAUCUCGACCUUUUGCAAGCGCGUGUUUCUCUUCUGCUCGGACGGAAUAAAGUCUCGACCGUGGCUGACAUUCUAACUAGAGAAAGUGUUCGUUGUGUGGCUGAAACAACUCCAAGACAGCGUUUAACUAGCCCUAUGAGAAUGGACUCACAGUGAAGUUAUUCUACAUCUUCAAAUCACACCAACACUCAGCCCCUCCCCCUGACCAGUCCCUCCCUCUAUAGGACUAAGGGAGGCGUGGAUUGGAUGGACCUCCACCGUCCCUCUUUUAAGAUGGACAGCUCCUCCUACCUGCCCAGUCCCCUGGCCUCCCCAGCCCUGAUGGUGCUGGCCUCCACAGCCGAGGCUGGCCACGAUUCCUCCAUCCCCUGCCAGGCCCCACGGCCUUUCGGUGUCCCCAUCUCCGAAAAGGACCUCCACCUCCCCUUCCCCUCCGGCUCCUACACAUUUGCCUCCAUGUACCACCGCCAGGGUCCCGUCUCCAGCCAUGGCACCUUCCCCGCCAGAGACUUCCCUGCCUCCCUGCUCCACCUCCACCCCCAGUUCCACCCCCCCAACCUGGACUGCUCAUCUCUAGAGAUGCUCAACCACAGCGGGGUGGGCGCCUUCAGACCCUUCUCCUCCCUGCCUGAGGAGAGGGAGGUCAGGGGUUAUCAGUCAGCCUUCACCCCUGCUAAGAGGCUCAAGGGCUGCUAUACCGACUCGGAAAGGAAGCAGUAUGAGUUUGGAGGAGGGCGUAUUCUGUCUGGUUCGCCGUGGUCGCUCAAAGCCGCUGAGGAUUCUGGGAGGAAGUUGUUUGCGGUGUCUGGCCUGCUGUCAGACAGUGAGGCCUUGUCUAGUAGUCCUGAGGACCGUAAGGAUGGCUGUAAGGGGAACCUUCUGUAUGACUCCCAGGCCCCAGUGUGUCCUGUGUGCCAUGCUGUGUUACGACCAGGUGAGCUACAGGAGCACAUGGAGCAGGAGAUGGGCAGACUGACACAGUUACAAAUCAGUAUUAAUUCAGUGCAGAGGGACAAUCCAUUAGGGGCUUCAAAGUCCCUCUCACUAUCUCUGCACAUUAAACGUGAGGGGGGAUCUCCCGCCUCUCCCCCCUGCCCACCUGAAGACCCCCACUCAGACAGAUACCAGACGUUUCUUCGUGUGAGGACCAACAGACAUACAAGACUGAAUGUCGAUUACCUCCGCUGGUGCAGGUGCUACGCCAAACCCACCCCAUUUCAUCUCCACAACGAAACUCCCCUAACCCCAGACAGCACACAAACUGUCAGGAUCGGCAAGCUGAAGAGGAGGAAAGCUGACGAAGUUCAGGACAUUUUGGUGGACUUGGGAGGAGAGGGGGAGCAGUGGAGGGAGCGGAGGAGGUUACAGAUGACCUCCAUGCUGGGGGGGUUUAAAGGGUCGGUAUUUGUGAGCAGCAGCACAUCUAAUGAGGGCCGUGGUGACAGUGAUGCUGACCUGGACGUUGAUGGAGACGACACCGUGGACUACGGACGAGCACAAUAUACAGAGGCAGACAUCAUCCCCUGUUCACAACGGGAGCCCGGGGAGGUGGAGGAGAGGAAAGCACCGAGGGGGGCUGUUUUAAAUGUUGGAACUCUGGACCGUUCAAAAUGGACAAAUGAGGGAUGUCCAUCCACCAGCAACGGGGAACGCAACAAACUGGACAACAGCAUUACCUCCGUACACAGGACCUGUAAAAACUGUGACAUAGAGAUGGUCUCUGAGGAUUCGGCACUCACGACGCUCGAUGCACUAAAAACCCGGAUACGAGACCUAGAAAAGCAGAUGUCCAGAGGAGACAGAUACAAAUGUCUCAUCUGUAUGGACACAUAUUCUACGCCCCUCACUUCCAUCCAGUGUUGGCACGUCCACUGUGAGGAGUGCUGGCUCCGCACACUGGGGGCUAAGAAGCUUUGUCCACAGUGUAACACCAUAACUUCACCCGGGGACCUGAGACGGGUGUAUCUGUAGCCCGGCGGGGCCGGGGAAGCACAGGCCUUUGAGGGGGACAUAAAGGGCAGCUGGCCUGUCAGAGAUCACCCUUGUCUUUGCACCUUAACCCCCCCACCCACCCACACACACACACACACACACACCUUCCGAACUGAGUAGGGGCGCACCUCAUGAAUAGAUCGUACCCAUGACUGGGUAUUGCACAACGAUCAGUCCUCAUGUCCUUUUGACGUUUUAGGUUUGACAUUUCACCUUUGGUUCGCCCAGCUGGAUGGUGUUCGUUUGUACCCUGCUCGCCUCCACCUGUAGUGAGCCAGGACAGUUCUAAGAGGAGGACUCUGUGCUCAAUCCGUUAAUCCCCGUAAGGUAUAUAGAUGAAAUAAAUGACAAGAACUGAAGUAUUCUCAGCGCUCAGGCACUGAAAGAAAGCUUUCAGGUGGAUGUAGAUCACUCUGGACUAUUAUUAUAUACUGUGUACUCUUUUUAGAAAUAAUAAUAGUCUGUUUUUAUCAAGAUAAAGCACAUGUAAAUAGUUUUGUGUAUGUUUUCAAUUGUGUAUGUGAAAAAAAGAUUAACACUCCCGUUGUGUUAACGGCCAUGUUCUUAUAAAGUCAUGUUUUUUGGUUAGUUCGGGUGGGAGGAAAGUGUGAACAUAACAAUUGUCAUAUUUUGAGAUUCAUUAUUUUGUGUUUUUGUCGUUUAGGUUGUGUUUCUUUGUACAGGAGUACAAAGUGUAAUUAAUCAAUGUUACAAAAAAAACAAUGUGUCUUUAAAAAAGAUGGUUAUUGCAUAAAUAAAUAUCUACACUA